AUGCCGGCUUAUAGCCCGGGCAAUUCACGUCCCGGUCCUAACUUCGCAACGGAUCAAAAGGGACGCUCUCCCCCGAGCUCUCCUGCCAGCGCGGCUAGCUGUAUCUCUGUCGAGUCGGCAGUUGAAACCGUGCACUCUAUCGAGAGCUCACCGUCCAUCAAAGAGCUGGCCAGCCAGCUCAACGGUGAUCUGGAAAAACUUAGUAGGACGGUGCAGGAUCUCGAGAAAUGGUUCGAGCAGCUAAAUUCCGAUGGGUACAAGAGACGUUUACCGUGGACAGACGCGAUGCAGAGAGCGUUCAAGCGCUACAAAGGUCUUGUAGAUAAGCAUACGAGGGCUCAUCAAGCGUUCGAAAACUACUUUCUAACCACGAAGGGCUCGAACUCUAAGAAAAAUGCGACUGCAGAGGACCAUGUUGAGCGCGCUCAGCUCGCUCUUGAAUGGGGUAGAGCGGCUCUGAAAGCGGGAGAGGCCAGGGCAGAUUUCAUGGAGAUGUACCGUAAGGCCUACAAGCUAGAUGGAAUCCAGGGCCAUAUCCAAGCAGUAGAAAAUUGCGUCAACAGUGCCCAAGACGCCGUCGAAGAAGCCCAGAAAAAUUAUGACACACUCUUACUCUCUAUCGUGGCGGUGGGCUCGGCUGGCGUAGCCUCGAGACGGAACCCGAAGUUGUCUAUCAAUGAGAGGCUCAUCGUCAGCUGGUAUUCCAUAUGUGGGUUCCUUCACUGCUUCUUCGAAGGAUACUUUGUUCUCAACCAUGCCAACCUGGCAAGCCAGCAAACGCUCUUUGCUCAGCUCUGGAAGGAAUACAGUUUGUCCGACUCGAGAUAUCUCACAUCAGACCCCUUCAUGCUCUCUGUAGAGACCAUAACUGUUCUUGUAUGGGGCCCUCUAUGCUUCUUCUCGGCAUGGUGCAUAAUAAGAGAAAGCACCAUCCGAUACCCCGUUCAGAUGAUGGUCUGCAUGGGUCAUCUCUACGGCGUCAUUCUCUACUAUGCUACCAGUGCCGCCGAACAGUAUUAUCGGGGGAAUUCCCAUAGUAGACCGGAGUUCCAGUACUUUUGGCUCUACUAUGUGGGUUUCAACCUCCCUUGGGUAAUAGUCCCGUCUUUUCUCCUUUUACGGAGUAUUCGCGCCAUGAGAGUUGCCUUUGCUAUGCUGGGCAGAGUACGGGGGCUUCUCACUGAACUCCGCGGUAGUAUUCAUGAUAUCAACCAGCGUAAGAACGAAGAGGAAGCAUCUGCUAGCCAGAGUAGGGAGGAUGAGAAAGCGGCCUAG
Molecule: messenger RNA, 1275 nt
Organism: Scedosporium apiospermum
Lineage: Eukaryota; Fungi; Ascomycota; Sordariomycetes; Microascales; Microascaceae
Exons: 7
Coding region: 1-1275 (424 amino acids)
Biological process (GO): sterol biosynthetic process
Cellular component (GO): membrane; endoplasmic reticulum
Molecular function (GO): steroid Delta-isomerase activity; C-8 sterol isomerase activity; cholestenol delta-isomerase activity
Source: RefSeq, a predicted model, not a curated record